AUGGCGGACGAGCAGGGCGAGCGCGACGUGAAUUCGAGCAGAGUUGUAGAAGGUUAGAAAAACAAACCAGUAUAUACCUCAAUCAUUAAUGCAUCUUCCUCUAGUUUGCGUAAAAAUCUAGAGGGUAUAGGUACCGUUAUAUGGGAGCAUCGUUCUUAAAUGUGCGAGCAUUUCUUUCAAUAAUCAGAUGCAAAAAGGCCGUUGAUCAAUUUGUGACGUCCUGCUUUAUGAACCAAUCAACUUUAUACUUUAAAACCUAGGCCAUUUUAAAUAGUGUUUCUUCACUCCACUUCCGAGGCCUGUUGUUCUAUAGUCAUAGAAUAUCUGUUUAAAUCAAGUGGCAAAGUGACUGCGUAUUCUGCAGUCCUUACAAAGAAGACAUGGAUUUCAUGAAUAUAUUACCAUGUGCUCGGUUUACAGUCUUCCAUGAAGUAUAGACAUGAUUGUAAAAAUAGUCUUUGUCAGUGAUGAAAUACGUACAAAAAUACCCCAGACACCGAAUUACGAAUCAAAGAAAAUUUGAAUUUUGGAAGAAAAUGGUAUAAAUUCUAUUAAAGUACAGAAAAGCUCAUAACUCGAUUUUAUCUGGGGGAUAUGGUGACCCAUACGGGAGACCAGGAGAUCGGUUUAUAUCUGGGAGACUCCUGCAUAAUCCGGGAGAGUUGGCAUGUAUAUGGGUUUAUGGUCAAGUCGCCCAAAAGUCAUCUUGCCCAAAGUUAUGUUGCUUGAAACCAGAGUUAUCUUGCCCGAAAAUUUAUCAUGUGCGGUAACAUCCUAACAUGUUUUGUUACAUCAAGAUAUAUUGCUCAUUUGACGCGCUUGCUUCGUUUUAUCAAGGCUAAAAGAUCAACAUAUGUUACAUAUUCAUCUUGCUUGUUUCAUCUCUUCAUCUCAUAAAGAAAAGUUUAUGAUACACCUUCAUCCUGCUUGUUUCGUCUUACCAUAGCAUCAUUGCUUAAAGAACGAGACAAAAUUACACAAUUAUCCCACUUGUUUUGUGUCAUUAUUGCUUAAAGAACAAGAUAUAUUAUGUAUACUCUUUAAUAAAAUUUUGGGCGACUUGAGUAAAAAUUUUGGGCAGCAUGACUCUGGUUUCAGGUGACAUAACUUUGGGUAAGAUGACUUUUGAGCGACUUGACUGGUUACCAUGUAAUGACUAAGUUAGAGCAACUAUUCUCUCAGUCCUAUUAUUAUUCAUGAUUAUUGGAUCACCGGAAUCAGAGAGAGCAGCAUUCAAUGUUUGCCAACUUGUUUGAUAUACUCUUUUUAUUGUUAUUUUAAGCUGCGCAAUAAUGUGACACCGGUAUACAAUGCAUAUAUGUUGUGGUUCAAAUUCAUCCUUGGUUUAAAUUUUAAUUUCUUUUGUUUCAAAAUCAUUAUCGUACAUUACCAUACCCAAAAACAAAGGAAAAUAUAAUUUAAACCAAGGAAAAAUUUGAACCACAACAUAUACACAUGAUGCAUUUGCAAUACAUUAGGCCAAGUAAAAAAACAACAAAACAAAAUAAAUUUUCAAUGUUUCUUGUCUGGAUUUCUAUAACAAAAAAAGAGAGAGCUAGCGGGUGAUCUUUUUUAUUAUUUCUGAUUUUUUAUUAUUAUUGCAAUUUGAAUGCUAUCUUUACAAAUUAUUAUAACACUCCCCCAGGGAUAAUUUGGAGAUUUUUGGCCAAAUGUUAGGCAAUGAAAUGUUAAACAAUAAUUAUUGUUAUUAUUGCUUGGGCAUUUCCAUGGGAAUGCCCCAGCUUUAAAAUGGGCUUAGUUUCUCCUUCUGGCACAAAUCACCCUCUGGUGCAUACAGCACUCGUGCAAGAUAUGAGUAUGUGUAGAGAGCGUAGAACACAUGGCUGCCUGAGAAACAGUGAGCAAAGGCAUCUGUAUUCGGUGUAUAAUCUCAGUGGUCGCAGGAAUAAAUUCUGUCAUUUCUUAUUCGCAAAAACUUUAUACCAAAUGUACACUCAUCUCUAGACCUACAGUAAAAGAUGGAAAGCAAACAGUUCAGUUCAAUCAGUGACUGAAUAACUCUUCUGAGUGAACCUUAUCAAGAAGCCUUCUCAGAGUAAUGAGCUACCAACAUAAUUUGAACAGAGUCUUUCUGAUCAACUCAGGAGUCUUGUCUUAGAUAUUGGGAAUGCCUCCAUAUAAGCUUAGUUGCCUUGCAGAAGGAGAAACAGAAAUGAAUUGAGUACUUCCCAAUUAGCUUUUGUGUAACGUAAUAUUCUUGCUCUUUGCUUUGAUGUCAUGGGUUUUAUCUUCCUUUGUUUUUGUGACCUCUACCAUACAAUUAUUGCAAUCUAAUACUUUAGUCAUUCAUAUGUUUCCAGAUGUUUAUGUAUAUAGACUCUUGUUAUUUCAAUUUACGUUGCCUUUGAAACGGGUUGUCAGAAAGUUUUGAAGUAGAUGGCUGAGUUGUGAAAGUAAGCGGCCAGUCCAGGGAUAUUUUAUUUAAAAAAGGCCAUCCGUAAAGAAAUGCCAAGCAGAGUAGCCAGCCGAUACUAACCAAGUAGGCAGCAAUUUUCGCCGACAGCCGGCUACUUUUGAAAACCCUGCUUUGAAGACUGUGAUUUCCUAGAUUAAGUUUUUUCAUAUGAAUUUUUCUGUACGGACGCCCGAUGCAGUUUAUAUGCGUCUAGUCAUGAUGAUUAAACUCAAAUUUGGUGUAUUUUGAUUCAUGUUUUAAACAACACGAUGCGUCAUAUGUUAUAUCACAAUAGGUAGGGUGGAUUAAAAAAUGUCAAUGUAGGACUCAACUCAGUAUUUAGUAAAUGCUCCGUUUUAUGAAAAGUAAGGGCUGUUACAUAGAAUUGUAGAAUAAGUGGUGCUGAUAGUAACGUCUGUUGGCUUUUGUUUGUUCCAGCUUUUCCAAUAACAAAUAAUUAAAAAAAAAAGUGAUGGCCCCAAAAAAUUUAUCAGGCAGGGACAAGAAGCAUUUCUUUUUGUUUAUCUUUUGCUUGGCCUUACUUUUUUAUGUUUUUUUAAUAGGGUCACUGUAUUCUGACCUUCAUGGAAGUGUAAGAUACAGUUUAGGACAAAUGGGACUUCAGGUAACUUCUCUACUAAUCUGCACAAAAUACUAUGUUCCUGAUAUUACUCAAUUGUAUAUUGUUUACUUUAACCAUUUUACUCCUAGACUGCAUGGUGGAGUCUUGUAAAGGGGUUCGAAGUUCUGAGACUUUGUAUGAAAUCCUAUAAUAAUUAUGCGACCAUUCAAAUAAAAUCUCUCCAACUGUACUAUUUGUUCUUCCCCAAUUAAUUUUCCUGAAAUAAAAUUUGCUAAAAUUGUUGACUUCAUAAAAGGGAAAAGGUUAAUAAGUUUCUAUUAUCUCCUUAGAAACGAGAUGCAGUAAAUGCCUGAUUUUUAAAUUGCAGUGAAAAGUGGAGACGAUUAGUGUGAAUAUUAUGAGGCUCAAAAUAACAGUUUUGACUAGGGGAAGAUUCACCAGGUUCAUACCCAACCAUCACGGUUUUGACAAGAAACUUUGUUCCACUUUGUUUCUCCUCACCCAGGUGUAUUAAUGGUGGCUUUGGUGCAACAUAUCAUAGAGGGUAACCCUGUAAAUUAAUAGACUGCUAUCCAAUUCAGCGGGGAGUAGCAAUACCCAUCUGUACUUUAUGCUGCAAAACCGCAAAACCAGGGAGAGCUCACGCUUUGUGAAUCUCAUGGCUGAUUUGUGCCUUUAUCUUGACUAUGGAAGGGAAAUUAUUGGGUUUUUGUACUUAUUAUCAGGAGGUUUGAGAGAUCAGUAUACCAAGUUGUAUAUUUAAAAAUCAAAGUUUUUUCAAUUGAACUUUUUUCAUUACAAGACUGGUAAUACUUUUGUAUGAAUAUCUUAUUUGAUUUUAGCCACUGCAGCGCUCUGCAAAGAAAUUUGUUACUUCAUUUUUAAACAAUGUUGUGAAAAAAAACAGUGAAGAUGUAGAACAAAGACUGCGACAUAAGCCUGUUAUCUUGGAGGGAUUUCAAACAGCACAGCGACGCAAAAGACCCAAGAAAAAAGAAAUGUCUGCGAGAGAGAAAAGGAUUCGUGGGAUUUACAACAUAUCACCUAAAGAUCAAAGGUUAGGAUUUAGUUUGAUUUAUGCUUGCUCUUAAGACUAGCCUAAUUCUCAGAUGGUCAAAGGGAUCUCUCCUCUUUCUAUCUGAUACAGUCAAACCCUGCUUUACUGACACCUCAUUAACCCAUUUGCGCCUGGAGAAUUUGCCGAAAAAUGCAUUUUGAAGAUAGUUGAGUGGUUUUCUGGUCACUGUCGUGCCAUAAAGCGCUAAAACUUACCACAAAACUGUUUACAGGUCAUACACUUCACGGCCUUCUGAUCCAGAUGCAAACCGUUUGCUUGCAAAGUUUGGGCAUGCGCAAAAAACAAAAUUUUGAGUUCUUGGGUUUAAAAGUGACUCGGCAGUCUUGACUUUUACUUUGCGCUUUCUCUCCUCCCCUCUUUUUUCGCUUUUCUUGCCUCAUGUUUUUUCUCUUGCUGGGCAUUUAGUAGGCUUCAUUUUUGUGGGAAGAGUUUUUAGGAAAGCUUUUAGGAUCUUAGGAUUAGGUGAAAGGAAAGGUAGGUGGGCAAUGGAACAAGAUUUUCAUGGAGAUUUUCAGGUCAAUGUUACAUGGUUUUUGUCCUUUUUCUCCAGUGUCCUUGACUGAAUUGUGCUCAUUCUGGUAUGGUUUGAAAGAUCUCUUCACUCUGCACAAGUUAGUGGACAAAGUUGCCCUUGACCGUUAAAACUGAUGACGUCACAAGCGGUAGAAAGGAUGUGAAUCCGCACGGGCGGAUACAGGCGGCUCAUGUCCGUAUUGAUGGGGUUUGACUGUAUUACCUUUUUGGAUAUCUUUUUGAUAUCAUGGAACAUUGUUUAUUUCCACUAAUCACAACGCAUGGUGUACUUUCUCGGAAAUCUGGAAUUUGUUGAAUGUGACUUUGCACAGCAUAGUAGCAAAUGGUUUACAUAAUACUCACAUGAGCCAAAUGCCAACAUUUUGAUUUUACUUGCAACUGAAGAGGAAAAAUUCAAAAAUUGUGAUCACCUAUCAGCAGACCGGCAACUCGCAUAAUUCACUUCUGCACAGCAACAAAACUUGAAACUAAGAAAAUUUAAGCUACUGCCAAGUGGCUAGCAUACACAAAAAUGGUGGCUAAACUACAUAAUUUGCAGAGUGUGUAUAAUAUGCGAGCCAGCGAGCCAGUGAGUCAUGUGAGUCAACAUGCGAGCCAUACGAGUCAACAAGCGAGCCAUGCGAGUCGGCAUAAAAUAACUUUGUUUUUAACGUAAACUGCAAAAAAAACUAGCCUCUGUAACUAACGUAUUUAUUCCAAAGGCAUGUCCUUUAAAAUUCGCCAAGAAAAUUGGAACCCUUAUUCAGCCGUAAUAAAAAAGCUUUACGCUUCAAAAGAGGUCAAAGAAAAUGCGCUUGCAUCAGAGGGCAAAUCCUGCCGACCAGAAAACAAUAACUACAGUCAAUCGAUAUGUAUGUCAUGACCUCUCAGUGUGAAACAUGCGGCUAAAAUCACAUUUGCUCAGUAUAAAUGCAGAACCUUCCAGAGCAUAAUGUACCCAGCAGAAAAAAAAACUUUAUUGGAAUAAGCAGCAUUUUGGCAUAAGGUAAAAGUCGUGUAGGCCUACCACCCCCUUUUAUUGAUAGCGAAAACUCGUGCCAAAUAGCCAAAAGCCGCCAAAAGCUGAAGAAAGGAAAAUGGACUGGGAACUAACAUCUGUCUCCCAUGGCUCACAUGAUGACUCGCAUGACUCGCUGGCUUGACUCGCAUGACUCGCUGGCUCGCUGGCUCGCAGUUUCUCAAGACCCUAAUUUGCAUGGAGUGCUUACCUAAAAAUGCUGAGCUCAGAGGAUGCAAAACUCACAAGUCAUUGCAGAGUGACUGAUUUUUAUAUGCCAUUCCUGCUGAACAUUUACACAACUGGCACAUCUAAGAGGGUUUGUAAAUGUUUUAAACGACUUUGAAAACAUUAUCAUCAACUGGUUAAUUCUUGUUAUUAUACGUCAGACUCACUAUGAAAAAUCUGAUUGAUUGUGAACUUGACAUGAUAAAUGCAAUAUCUGCUGCAGAUAUUGCAUUUAUCAUGUCAAGUUCAACGUCUGCCUGGUUACCAAGCCCCUUGUAGUGUUCUCCUCAGAAACAGAAUGGCUGAAUGUCUUCUUUUGCCUAUUGUUUAAAAACCUUGUGUCUGUAUUAUCUGCCUCAGCCUUCAGCUUCGGCAGAUAACACAGACCACGGUUUUGAUAAUUCAUGAUAUCAUGCUCAACCUCAUCCAACAAUUGUUUAUUAAGAAGCCCUUUUGUUUGUCAUAAAAUUGAUUGUCAUAUUUUUGUUGGAUACGUAGACCUGCAUUAAGCCAGGGCUUCUGAUAUUUCGCGGAAAAAAAGCAAAAUUUCGCGGGAUUUUCAGGGGCAAAUUCGCGGAAAAAUCGGUCGAUUUCGCGGGAAAAAAGUCAAAAUUCGCGUAAAAAUCGGCUGAUUUCGCGGGAUUUUUGCAGGAGAAAAGUCAAAAUUCGCCGGAAAAUCGUUCGAUUUCGCGGGAUUUUAGCGGAAAAAAGUCAAAUUUUGAGGGAUUUUCAGGGGCAAAUUCGCGGAAAAAUCGGUCGAUUUCGCGGGAAAAAAGUCAAAAUUCGCGUAAAAAUCGGCUGAUUUCGCGGGAUUUUUGCAGGAGAAAAGUCAAAAUUCGCCGGAAAAUCGUUCGAUUUCGCGGGAUUUUAGCGGAAAAAAGUCAAAUUUUGAAGGAUUUUCAGGGGCAAAUUCUUAGAAAAAUCGGCCGAUUUCACGGGAAAUUUCGGGGGGAAACUUCGCCAAGAAACAAUCAGUAAAAAACAGCCGAUUUCGCUGGAUUUUUUUUGGCAAAUUUCGCUAAAAUCGAUCAAUUCUGCGUCGAUAUGACCAGCAUUGUUUAACGUUGUUUUUUUAACAGGGAUAAUCAUUUGCUCUUUCAACAACAGUUUCCUCGAGAAAUGAGCGAAUGCUAAAGCUAUUAACAUUAUGGUUAGUGCCCUCUUGCAGUUUUUCGCAACAUUAAUCUAAGAACGCCUGGUAGUUUUGAGACAUUGUUUACUCGUUGCAGUGACGAAGUUUCAAGAUAAGUUUGGACGUUUGGGGUGAAUAAAACAGGUCUAAUGGCCAAGAUAAGUAUUAAAUAUGUUUUGCCAACAAGUAUUUGGAAAUAUUUCUGGCAGAUUUCGCAGUAUUUCGCGUUUUUGGGGGAAUUUCGCGGGAUUUCACGGAAAUACCUGAAUUUCGCGGGUCCGCGACCGCACGAAAUAUCAGAAGCCCUGUUAAGCACUAAAAUAGCUUUGCUUGCUUUUCUUUAAUGUUAUACUAAUUAGAAGGGUUUGAAUCUAUUUCAAGGUAUGAGAUGUAUGUUCCUCUUCACAAGUUAUGGGAAGGUUAUAUGCAGAGCAUGCUUAAUCUACAUCCAAAAAGGUAUGGUCAGAUAUCAUACUACAUGUAAUAAACAGGAACCCUGGUUUACAAAAAUGGCUAGCUUACCAGAGGUUUAAUACAUUGAUAAGGUGGUUAUGGUCCCACGAAAUUAGAACAACGAAAAACUUUUAAUCAAUCAAUUAACCCAUUCACACCUCACCUGGAAUUUUUAAAGAAACAACUUUUAAUGUAUUCAAGCCAUUUUGUGGUUAUUAUCUGACCGAAAAGGACCAAAACUAGGGGUGAUGAAUGGUCCAUUAAAAUUUUUAACUGCUCGCAAAAUUUUACCUUUGCUUGAUUUGCUCACAAAAUUUAAACGAGUGCUCGCUUGCUUGUGCUCCCCAAAUUUUUGCGUUACUUGCAAGCUCGCAAAGCAAAUUUUUUAUUUCUGCUCGUGCUCUUGUUAAGUUGAGCAUCACACUGUUUUUUUGUUCCUGUUUACAGCUUCUGAAGUUUGGGCAUGCACAGAAGGCAGAAAUAUUUUUGAGACAUCUUUUGGGGUUAAAAGUGGCACUGCAUCGUCAACUUUCACCCCUUUCUGCUAUUUUUGUUCUUUCCCUGUUUUGUGUCAUUUUUAUUUUUCUUGGUAAUAGCUAAGCUUCAUUUAAGUGGGAAAAUUUUGCAUAAUUCUCGCGCAAGAACUGUGAAUCAUUUUGAACGAAGUAGGGGUGGAUGGUGGAAAAAAUGUCUUGAAUUUUCUGGGCAAAUUUAUGUGGGGUUAUGAGAUUGAAAUACUUUAAGACUAUUAAAAUCCCAACCAAAGAGGGUUGAUGGAUAUGGUCCUCUCAGCCUCUUGCUCAUUUGUGUAUGGUUCUUCCUUUUCAUUUGGGUUAUUAUUUACAGCAAAGUCUUACUACAGUGCAGUUUGUCAUUGUUACUUGAAAACCAGGCUUUCCUUAAUUCUUUAAACCCAAAAAUCAACAUGCAUAUUCUCCACAUCUCCUCAAGGUAUUUGAGAGGAGAAUUUUAUCAACCAAGACUGUUUUUUACUUCUGACAGCCUUAAAUUUUAUUAAGAUCAUUGUGACUACAAGGAGAAAUUGAAUAUUGGUUAGUUACUUUUAGGGGGAUUAAGGGGUUUAGAGGUUAGGGGAGAGUUGAUUUGAAAAGACAACGCUGAUGACACUGUUUCUAUCAUUAGUAAUCUAAAAGCUGCCUAUCCUAAACUUCUUCGAGCUGAUUACCAUGGCUGUAUCCUGAAUGGUAAGUUCACUUUCUGUUUUUCUUUGUUAAUAUACCACUGCUGGAAAAUUUUAUGUUUGACUCUGAAAGUGUUUCUUUCAAAAGUGUUGUAAUGAUCCCAACAGGCUCAUUAUACAUUUCUGGGAAAAUGCCCACCUACCCCUCCCCUAAGCCAACAUUAACACUUACUUCUCACUGAGAGCAAAAUGUUGGCUUAGGGCAGGGGUAGGUGGGUAGUUUCCCAGAAACGUAUAAUGAUCUGUGGAUCAUCAUGUGUUUCUGGGAAACUGCCAACCUACCCCUCUCCAAAGCGAACAUUAACACUUACUUCUCACUUAGGACAAAAUGUUGGCUUAGAGGAGGGGUAACCAGGUUUAUGUGGUAAAUACAAAGCGCAAAAAAAAGGUGGGCAAGAAAGUUCACUCAACCCUGUCAGUGCUCUUGCACUGAGACGAGAGUAGCUCAAGUAUGCAAACACCAAGUGCUUCGGAAGUGUGGUGCUUUACUUGUUUGGAGCUUUGUUCUUAUCUAUAGAAGCUUUAAAUCCCAUUGUAGUGUGGCCAAAACUACUUCAGUACGGGGAAUGUUUUGAAGUUUUCCGAACUCACUUCUGAGCUGCUUGAGCUUGUGUUCGCUUUGUCUUCCCCAGCAGAGGUCACAUUCUCUCGAUGUAGACUGGCGUUUGCAAAGUGGCUACAUUUUGUCACUGUUUUUUUACUUAACAGUUUACUUAGUUUUGCAAAGAUCUUUGUUGCCCUUCAGCAACAAUACCGAUGUCUUUUAAAAAUAUUUUCAGAAAACGACCUGCCAAUAGCAACACUGAUUAAGACUGUAAGAAAUUGUCUAAUCUGAUUGGCCAUCGACAGCCCCGAUUAAGCAUUUUUGGACAGUUUGAUAGGACAGUACACGUCAUGUCUAAUUCCCCUCAGUAGUUGAACAGAAUUUGAUGGUACUAAAUAAAAUUGGAGAUUAUUCAGGGGCACCCAAUGACCGAAUUUUUUCCAGAUACGACAGAAUUGUCUCAGAUGUUUUUCCCUAUGCUUUAGAACCCAGUUUGGUUAAUUUGGGGCUGUCCUAAAAAAUAUUUAUCUGUUCGGAUGUCUUAGGGGUACUUUUCUGGUCACGAAAAUUUUUUGGUGGCUAUUUCAUCUUUUCCGAAACUUUAAGCUGUCCUUAUGGGUACGGUCGGACGUUCAAGGACAUGGACUAGCCGUACUUUCAAUAGAAACCUCUAGAACGCUUUGUCUUUAUACUGAAAUUGUUAGGAGACUUUUGGCAAUAUCUUGGUAAUGUGAAAAACACAACCUCUGAAAAUCGCAGGUAAGUCAAUAGAAAAACCCCGAACAUCUUAGACGAGUGGAACGGUUAUGCAGACAAUUUUUUAGCCUUUCUUGCGCUUUAGAAAUUUUUGGGCAAUAUUUGCUCCUUCGAACAGUAAGUUUACCGAAAAAAGUCGUUGGGUACCCUUGAUUGUUGUUGCAAUAAGAGUGAUGAGUUAGCCACCAAAAAAAAACAAUAUUGAGCUUUGGCUGCGUGGGCUGUAUGUUGAUCGUGAGAGAUCUUAACUUUAUAAGCUAUCACAAAUAAUCAAAUUAUUAUCUUUCUUUAUCGCAGUAAGCCGAUCAAAGUGUCCAUCCUACGUGGGAACAAGUGGCAUUUUACUACAAGAAACAAAGAACGCGUUAAAAAUCAUAACAAAAGAUAACAAACUUAAA
Molecule: messenger RNA, 10320 nt
Organism: Porites evermanni
Lineage: Eukaryota; Metazoa; Cnidaria; Anthozoa; Scleractinia; Poritidae
Source: the annotation of a GenBank genome assembly